CGGAUAGCUCGCUCUCUCGCCCCUUGCUCUCUCCUCUCCACUCGCCCCCGCCGGAAUCCACCGACCGAUGGCCCUCAAAUUGGCCGCCCCCCUCCCCCUCUUCCUGUCAAAUCCCGCAACCCCUUCCCGCCGGCCCGCCCCCUCCACCGAGGUCCGCUUCUCCCUCUCGAAGAAUGCUAACGCUGAGCCCUUCCUCAGGCGCCGCCGCUCCCAGCAGGAGAUUGAGGACGACCUCCGCCGCCACGGUUCCGCCCUCAAGAUCGCUGAGGAUACUGCCGCCGACGACCCCACCUCCUCCGCCGCGGACGCCCCGCCCCCCUCCCCUGCCGGUUUCCGGUCCCACGGCACCCCCUUCUCGCCCUCCGUCCCAGGCAAAGCCUCCAAGUACUCCAAGCCCCCUUUAAACCCUAAAAGCCCUAGCUCCCCUUCCUCGCACCCCGCCUUCCGCCGGAUUGCUAGGAUUUCCCGGGCUGCUUCUGUUUCCCCGGACAGGGAGACCGGGAUUUCUGUCGGGGACAAGGGAAUUGCGUAUAGGAUCGAAGGGGCACCCUUUGAGUUCCAGUAUAGUUACACGGAGACGCCAAAGGAGAAACCUUUGGCAUUGAGGGAGCCUCCGUUUCUGCCGUUCGGGCCGAGCACGAUGGCCAGGCCUUGGACGGGGCGGGCACCACUCCCACCGAGCAAGAAGAAGCUGCCGGAGUUCGACUCGUUUAAACUCCCGCCGCCAGGGAAGAAGGGGGUGAAGCCGGUGCAGUCGCCGGGGCCUUUCCUGGCCGGGUCGGGGCCCAAGUACCAUGCGGCAUCGAGAGAGGAGAUUUUGGGAGAGCCGCUGACUCAGGAGGAGAUCAAGGAGUUGGUCAACAGCUGCUUGAAGACUAGGAGACAAUUGAACAUUGGUAGAGAUGGUUUAACACAUAAUAUGUUAGAUAACAUUCAUGCUCACUGGAAAAGGCGGAGAGUAUGCAAGAUAAAAUGCAAAGGAGUGUGCACAGUUGAUAUGGAUAAUGUCCAUCAGCAAUUAGAGGAGAAAACUGGAGGGAAGAUUAUAUAUGGUAAGGAAGGAGUAAUCUUCCUGUUUCGUGGUCGAAACUACAACUGGAGAACCCGCCCCAGAUUUCCUCUUAUGCUAUGGAAACCUGUAACACCAGUGUAUCCACGGUUGGUCAAGCGGGUACCAGAGGGAUUAACUUUGGAAGAAGCAUCUGAGAUGCGUAAAAGAGGGCGUGAACUACCACCAAUAUGCAAACUUGCAAAAAAUGGUGUUUACUGUAACCUUGUAAAACAAGUUAGAGAAGCAUUUGAAGCAUGUGAGCUGGUACGGAUAAGCUGCAAGGGUCUGAACAAAAGUGAUUGUAGGAAAAUUGGUGCCAAGCUCAAGGAUCUAGUCCCAUGUGUCCUACUUUCGUUUGAGUAUGAGCAUAUACUUAUGUGGAGAGGGAAAGAUUGGAAAUCAUCUCUUCCACCACUAGAAGACAAUCAUACAGAAGCUGAAGAAAUUCUUGCCAGUGACCCAACAAUCACUUCAUCCAUUAUCAAUGAUCCAUUAUUGAAUGCCCAGGACAUCCUGGGUUCAGGUACUGGAAAGAGCUUAAAUGAGGAACUCAAUAUUGAAGUGCCUAGUGAGUCGGCUCUAGAUGAUAGCAGGGGUAUAAGCCAAACUGAGGAUCUUUCGAAUUUGAAAAAUUUGCAUGUGCUUGUACCAGCUCAUGUAGAUCCAACCAACAUGACCAGCAAGGCACUUGAUUUCUCAACUGAGACUCACCAGGAAUCUUCAGUUGUUAAUGACCUACGAUCACCUGCUUCAGGUGCUGGAAGCAGCUCCGAGGCAUGUCUUGAAAUACCUUGUCGAAGCAUUUCUUUUGAGACAAGUUUGAACACAAUAGAAAAAGGUAAGGAUACUCCCCAUUCAGGAAGAGAAGCUCAGCUAUUGGCAGCUUCUUACCAGGGUUGCAACAGGCAUGAUGACAUUAGCGCAGUCACCAAUCUAGAUGAUGGAAUGAUAGACAGUGAUAAGUUGGAAACAAGGGAAGCAGAUGGUCCAAUAUGCCAGGAUAAUACGAGUUCUAGUGGGGCAUGUUUGGAAGGAGUAAUGCUUCUUCUGAGGCAGGCUGUUGAGAGUGGUAGGGCAGUUAUCUUGGAUAAUGAGUCUUUGGAUGGUAACAUAGUUUUUGAGAGAUCUGUUGCUCUUGCCAAGAUAGCUCCGCCUGGGCCAAUCUUCCAGCAUAGAGUCAGGAAAUCAGCUGUUCAGAGGUCUCAGAAAGACAAGGGUGACAAAAUUGAGGAGCAAGGCACAGAAGUUGAAGCUGUUCCUGACUCAGAAAAGAGAAUUAAUGAUAAAUUCAACUCUCGGAAUCGGAGAAGGGAUGAUUUCGCAGAGGUUUUGUCAGAUGUGGUCCCACAUGGAACCUUGCAAGUAGAUGAACUUGCAAAGUUGCUGGUUUAAUGGUGUCGUAAGGAGAGGUGUUGAAUGAAUUUCAGUUUUUCAUAUUUCUGUCUGGUUAUUUAGGCAUAGGCCACUUGGUGGUUGUAUAACAAAGUUAUGUGAGGAUUUGUUAAAUGUUUUCAUGAGCCUGUUAUCUGCACCUUGUAAUGAGAGAUGGCAGUAUAAACAUGCUAUGAAACGUUAAGAGCCUGUGAAGUUAUUGUCUUAAAGGGCAGAACAGGAACUCAGAGGGUAUGAUAUAACUCAUCAGAACGAUUAAGAAUUUUAUGGUCAUUGACUUGUAAUGAGUUUUCAGUGAAACAAUACAUCAACUACACAUUGCAGAGAGAUUAAUGCAACAAAAACAAUAUUUCUCUUCUUCAUUGUUACUUUCCCUCUUUGCAAGGAGAUCUGUCCAAAUUUUUCUACGGAAGACUUUGUUUAAUGUCUAUUGGUGAUGCAGCUUGCACAGACUAGAGAGAAUGGUCAAGGAAAGGAAUAUAGUUCUUUAGAAUGAGUGUCGAUGCUGUGUAUCGACUUCCCUAUCUAAAUCAUGACCGCCUACAAUCUUCUUCCAGUACCAGUGCUUCUCCCACAGUUGAGACAUCUCCUCAAUUGGCACUUGCUUUGUCUCAGGCAGAAGAAAGAUGAUAAAAAAGGUCAUAAUGACCAUAAGGCAGGCAAAAAGGAUGAAGACUCCAUAUCGGAGGUGGCACAAUGAAAGAAGGAAGCAUUGUGCUACUGCUGCGGUGAAGAAGAGGUUGACACAAACCACCACGCUUUGUCCUGCUGAUCUCGUCUCAAGGGGGAAGAUCUCACUCGGAACUAACCAGGAAAGAGGCCCCCAUGACCAGCCAUAUGCCCCUACAAAUGCACAUAUUGCAAUCACCAGAAGGACAGCUACGUUUUUGGGAAGCAUCUCCCCAUGACCAAAUGUCAGUGCAAGAGUGACAGCGACAAUCACCUGUGGACAUCAUGAUAUGCUGGACAUAAAUAAAAGAGUGAAGAAGUCAUUAUAAGAUUUAUUUGAGAAGCAAGAGUCAUGCAUAUCAGCUAGCCAUCUUCCUAGUUGAAAUUUCAAUAGUUGAUCGAUGAAGCAAAUGCAUAUGAAUUUUCCAAGCGAAGGUGAACUAAUUCUGAAAUCAACUGAGAUUUUCUAUAAAUUUUAAUGUCUCUUAGUU
This is a messenger RNA of Elaeis guineensis (African oil palm), 3603 nucleotides long. RefSeq names its product CRS2-associated factor 1, chloroplastic. Lineage: Eukaryota; Viridiplantae; Streptophyta; Magnoliopsida; Arecales; Arecaceae. The record is from RefSeq and is a predicted model, not a curated record. Gene Ontology annotation, molecular function: RNA binding. Gene Ontology annotation, biological process: Group II intron splicing.